AUGAACGAACUGAAUUUGAGAUGGCAAGGAGAAAACCAGCUUCUUCCUGAUUUGUAUACUAAUAUUAAAUCGUUCCGACAGAAAAUAAUACUGUUUGAAUCACAAUUAUGUAAAAAAGGUUUCACUCAUUUUAAAACAUGUGAAAUAAUCAGCCACACUACUGAUACUGAGUCUCCCGUCGAUUUUACAAUCGAAGCUUUUAGUGCUUUGAAGAUAAAUUUUGAUACUCGUAUCUCAGACUUUGAUGUUAUUGCAUAUGAAAUUAAACUUUUUCCAAAUCAUUUUAAUGCUGACAUUGACACCAUAGCCUAA
This is a messenger RNA of Psylliodes chrysocephalus, 312 nucleotides long. The record is from the annotation of a GenBank genome assembly. NCBI's taxonomy places the organism in Eukaryota, Metazoa, Arthropoda, Insecta, Coleoptera, Chrysomelidae.